AUGUCACUGGUAAUACCCCCUAUCAUCACUAACAGAGCUAACACUGCCAUUGGUACUUUCGCAACAAUCACUACCAGCGCUACCACUGUCAAUGGUACUACCCCUACUAUCACUACCAGAACUACCACUGUCACUGUUACUAACCCUUCCAUCACUACAACUGUCAUUGGUACUACCACAACCAUGACUACCAGAGCUACCACUGUCACUGUUACUACCCCUACAAUCACUACCAUUCUCACUGGUACUACCACAACUAUCACUACCAGAGAUACCACUGUCAAUAGUACUACCCCUACAAUCACUACCAGAGCUCCCACUGCCACUGAGCUCCCACUGCCACUGGUACUACCCCCUUCCAUCACUACCAUUGACACUGGUACUACCCCUACACUCACCACUAGAACUUCCACUGUCACUGUUACUACCCCUGAUAUUACUACUAGAGCUACCACUGGCAUUGGUACUACCCUUACCAUCACUACCAGAGCUACCACUGGCAUUGGUACUACCCUUACCAUCACUACCAGAGCUACCACUGGCACUGAUAAUACCCCAGUCACUACUACUAGAGCUACCAUUGUCACUGGUACUACCCCUGGCAUCACUACCAGAGCUACCACUGACACUGAUAAUACCCCAAAAAUCACUACCAGAGCUCCUACUGUCACUGGUACAACGACAAACAUAACUACCAGAACUUCCACUGUCACUGGUACUGCCCCAGACAUCACUGUCACAGUUACCACCGGCACUGAUUAA
This is a messenger RNA of Procambarus clarkii (red swamp crayfish), 762 nucleotides long. NCBI's taxonomy places the organism in Eukaryota, Metazoa, Arthropoda, Malacostraca, Decapoda, Cambaridae. The record is from RefSeq and is a predicted model, not a curated record.